This is a messenger RNA of Closterium sp. Naga37s-1, 291 nucleotides long. Lineage: Eukaryota; Viridiplantae; Streptophyta; Zygnematophyceae; Desmidiales; Closteriaceae. The record is from the annotation of a GenBank genome assembly.
AUGACAGCAGGCUUGGGGGCAGGCGUGGGGGCAGGCAUGGGGGCAGGCAUGGGGGCAGGCGUGGGGGCAGGCAUACUGGCAGGCAUGGGGGCAGGCAUGCUGGACGUGCUACAGCUGUUCCUGAUCGACGCUGCCAUGCUCUCUGCAGCCCUCUUCGCCCUCUUCCACCUCUCCCUCGCCCUCCUCUUCCCCAACAUGGCCCUUGGGAUUGCCGCCGGCCUGCUCACUGUCUACUCCAAUAGCGUCUUGCCAGCUGUCGCUCUGCAACCACUUACAAUGCUUCUGCUCUAA